AUGAGUGAACAGGAAGUGAUUUACUCAACCCUGAGAUUUCUUCAGUCUCCUUCAGAGUCACAGAAUAGGCCGAAGGCUGAUAGUGUUCAAAGGUCUAAGAACACUGAUAAUAAAGGGUUUUCUUUGCCCUGGCACCUCCUUGCAGCGUCUCUCGGGAUCCUCUGUUUGCUUCUGUUGGUGACAGUCAUAGUCUUGGGGCUAAAGGUUUUUCAGCAUGUUCAAGAAAGACAUCAACUGGAGGAAAUUCUCCAAAGCCUUAGUAUCAAGUGCGACAUGAUAAAAAAUGACAGCUAUGUGAAGGAGCAGCUUUUGACAAAUAAGACUUUAGAAUAUGAUCUUCUCAAAAAUGAAACCCUGCAGCAGAAAAAAGAACUGAACUCAGGCAAAUAUAAUUAUAUUCAUGAAAAAAAUAUAUGUCAGAGAAAGAAUAUUUCAAUGACUUCACAAAAUAAAGACAAACCCAGAAAUGAAUUCUGGUCUUGUUGUGGUGAGAAGUGCUAUUAUUUCAGCAAAGAACGUGAAAAGUGGAGAAGAUGUGAAGAGAUUUGUAGAAAAUAUAAUUCAUUUCCUUUGAAGAUAGCUGGUGAAGACGAACUGAGGUUUAUUCAAGCCCAGGUAUUUACAGAGUACUACUGGAUUGGAUUAACAUAUGAUGAUAGGAAAAAUAAAUGGAAGUGGUUUGACAACACUGAUUAUUCUGGAAUUGAUUCAGAUGGCAAGACAUCACUGCCUUCGGGAGGAAAAUGUGCCUGUGUAACUGCAACAAGACUAGAAACUAUGGACUGCUUUAGUUCCUACAAUUGUGUCUGUGAGAAGAGAAUUACGUUUCAUCCGCAUUGGUAGUUAAGGACAGGGCUUAUUCCUGGUUCUGUGCUCGGGGAUGAGUCCUGGUGGGUCGUGGAGAACCAUAUGGGAAGCCGUGGAUCGAACCUGAUUGGCCUCGUUCGAGGCAAGAGCCCUACAGUGCUCUUCCUCUGAGCUCAUCUUUCCUGUUGUAACAUAUUCGUAUCCUGUGGGACUGAUACAUCCCAAUUCAUUCAUUCAUCUAUGGCUAGUUGGUAUAUCUCCAGUUU
Messenger RNA from Sorex fumeus (smoky shrew), 1073 nucleotides. RefSeq names its product killer cell lectin-like receptor 2. Bases 1 to 843 code for a protein of 280 amino acids. The record is from RefSeq and is a predicted model, not a curated record. The transcript is spliced from 7 exons. Lineage: Eukaryota; Metazoa; Chordata; Mammalia; Eulipotyphla; Soricidae.